AUGACUGAUUUCUCAUAUAUUUGUGAUAGCAUCUAACCCACAAUCAAGAAGGUUAAACUUGACCUUUUUAACUCAUUUGAAGAUGAAACUAUGUCUGCCAUCAUUAAAAAGGAUGAGCCUUCUUUUAUACCCUUUUUAAGUCUAAGAUAAAAAUUCGGUAUACAUCAAAAAGGUGGGUUUUAUCCACUUCCAAAAAAAUAUGCAUAUCUUUUAGAUUUAUGCAAGAAAAUAGAAAUGAAUUUUUUAAGAAAUUAAUGCUAAAUUUAAUUUUCUGUGUAGAACAAUUUUACAGAAAUUAUCUAAGUCCUCCAGCUAUUAAAUUUGGAUCCUAAUUUAUAUAAAAUGAAAGUGAUUUCAGAAGGAAUUGUAAUUUAGCACCCCUUUUUAAAUAUUUCUAACAAGAAUGAUAACAAAAAUAUCAUAAAAUCUUAGUAAGAGUAAAAAUAAAUGUCUGAAUCUAUUGAGAAAAGAAUAACAUCCCUGAGAGGGAUACUCGAUUCGUAAGUUUAAAUAAAACAUAAAGAGCAUUUGUCAAUGAUUAAUUGUGAAGAUUUUGAAUAAUUCGGAUCUUAAUUCAAAAUCUAUCAUAAUGACUUUGAUUUGAAUGAUUCACCUGAUAUAAAGCCAAUAAAAUUGAAGUGGUAAAUCUUCCCCAAAGAAUUAAUAUAGUUUCAUCUUGACUUCUUAAAUUUCUUAAUUGAACACUAUGAUAAACGAGGAGUUAGUUUCAUGUAUUAUGAAAAUAUCGUUACAAUACUUAGUGUUCAUUUUAAUAAAGUUAAAAGUGAAAUAGAAAAGACACUUAAAAAUAUAAUAACUUUGCUACCAGAUAAGAUGAAUAUUCUAAUGGAUCACAUAAAUAAACAAAGAUGGUUGCUUUAGUUAGAUCGAGCGUCUUUGUUGUAAUUAAAUAAGUAAAUUAUAUUGAAUUAAUUUUUGUGUUAUUGA
Molecule: messenger RNA, 948 nt
Organism: Paramecium octaurelia
Lineage: Eukaryota; Ciliophora; Oligohymenophorea; Peniculida; Parameciidae
Source: the annotation of a GenBank genome assembly